UGUACAAAGACUUCUUAUAUUCUAUUUGUAACACGCAAAGGCCGGUAACAGCUUUUGCCUUAUUUGCAAAUACAGGCCAUCUGUUACUGACUAUACGCGGUAAACUAUUGUUAUACUAGAUGAAUUCAGGUGUCGUGUAUAAAACAGGUCGAAUCAACAAGUUAAUAUGUUAAAAGUUAGAUUGCUUUAAGAUACGUGCUUAUGGAUUUUUUAAAAUGCUAAACACAACCUGGAUGGCGAGUAUGAUGAUUACUGAAAUAUAAAUGGAAUAGGCCAGUGAAUGAUCUUUUAAAGACAGCAGUUUCUUCUUUCUCUACACGGUUUCAAAUAAUGCACUGGUUGACAGUUGUUGUGCUAUUUGUGGUAACGGUUGGUUACCUGUUUAUUGGAGCAGCUGUAUUUCAAGCACUGGUGUCGGACAAUGAGCAGGAAACCAAAACAAUGUCAAGGGGACUGAUUAAAAACUUCCUAUCGAAUGCCACUUGUAUUGACCAAGCACAACUGGAGACACUGAUCACGUCCAUUAUAGCAGCCUAUGACCAAGGUGUUCUAGUAACAAACCAGACGGAUUCGAAUGACAACUGGAACCUUUGGAACUCGUUCUUCUUUUCGGCAACUGUAGUGACAACUAUUGGUUACGGUCAUAUAUCACCAUCAACAGUACGGGGACAGAUAUUCUGUAUCUUCUAUGCAAUCAUUGGUAUCCCGCUUAUAGGCGUGUUCUUGGUGGCUGUUGGGCAAAAACUAUCAAUUCCAGUGAAGAAAUUCAAGAACAGAUCAAAAUCGAAGUGGUCUCGAGUUCUCAAGUCUGUAGUGAUAUCUUUUCUAGGAUUUGCUAUACUCGUAUUGUUACCAGCGCUAGGAUUCCACAAAGCUGAAGACUGGACAAUGUUUGAAGCAAUAUAUUACAGCGUAGUAACUCUUACAACAGUAGGAUUCGGUGACUUUGUCGUGGGUCAGACUAAGGACUCGUACAGAAUAUGGUACAGAAUGAUUACCAUAGUGUGGAUAUUUGUCGGUCUUUCCUGGUUUGCAGUUGUCAUAUCAGAUAUCGGGGACUACUUUACUGCUACAGUCAAAGAACAGGAACAAUCUGUACGUAGGAGAAGGAAAUCGCACGACGUUGAUACAAUCAGGUCUAAAAAAAGUACACGCAGUAAUGGACAGUACAAUAAUUCCUUUUCACAAUUGUGAUGAAAUGAAUGACGGCAAUAGAGUCUGGAUUUGUAAAAUACCUCGCACUGAUGGCGGACUGCUGAAAAGGUACCGGUCUGAUAUAAUAGAAUCUGAUACCAUUCUACAAUGUUAAGAGAUUCUGUGUUAUUCCCACCAUAAAAAAGGGAGAGCAUGGACUUCGUUAAUAAUUUACUUGUGUUCUUUCCCUCAGGCAUUUUCGUGUAUUCCGUCGGUGAAACGUUAGUAAUAGUGCAUGUUUAUUAAUUGACUUUGAUAUAAGGUUAUUAUUUAUAUGUGCACUUUAGAGAUAUAAUGUUAAUUGGGAUAAGACUGCUAUAUGCUCAAUAUAACAAUGUUCCCACUAUAAUAAUUCACCUUUGUAAUUUUUUAUUAUUCCAAAAUUCACUUAAGAUGUGAAAUAAAUUAUGUAUAUAUUUAUUUAAUGUACACUUUGAAUUUAUAGCUUUUGCAAUAAAUUUAUCAGACAUU
This is a messenger RNA of Mercenaria mercenaria, 1665 nucleotides long. RefSeq names its product potassium channel subfamily K member 2-like. Gene Ontology annotation, biological process: potassium ion transmembrane transport; stabilization of membrane potential. The coding region runs from base 331 to 1194 and encodes 287 amino acids. Gene Ontology annotation, molecular function: potassium ion leak channel activity. The record is from RefSeq and is a predicted model, not a curated record. The transcript is spliced from 6 exons. Lineage: Eukaryota; Metazoa; Mollusca; Bivalvia; Venerida; Veneridae. Gene Ontology annotation, cellular component: membrane.